Messenger RNA from Solea senegalensis (Senegalese sole), 2648 nucleotides. It is a transcript of the gene mta1, whose product is annotated as metastasis associated 1. Gene Ontology annotation, molecular function: transcription corepressor activity; transcription coactivator activity; chromatin binding. Lineage: Eukaryota; Metazoa; Chordata; Actinopteri; Pleuronectiformes; Soleidae. The record is from RefSeq and is a predicted model, not a curated record. Gene Ontology annotation, cellular component: NuRD complex; nucleoplasm. The transcript has 18 exons. Bases 116 to 1975 code for a protein of 619 amino acids. Gene Ontology annotation, biological process: double-strand break repair; negative regulation of transcription by RNA polymerase II; response to ionizing radiation.
UCAAUCCUCCAUUUUCCAACACAGAGCGGCGGCAGUGCUAACCGAGCUCCGGCAGCGAGAGCGACCACAGAGCCACCCCUCUACCUGGAGAGGAAGCCAGGGACCGGGGGCAGACAUGGCAGCGAACAUGUACCGGGUUGGAGAUUAUGUUUAUUUUGAGAACUCGUCCAGUAACCCACUGCUGAUCAGGAGGAUAGAGGAGCUGAACAAGACAGCCAAUGGGAACGUGGAGGCCAAAGUGGUGUGUUUUUACCGGCGGAGGGACAUCUCCAGCACACUCAUCGCCCUGGCAGACAAACAUGCAAGGGAGCUGGAAGAGGAGAUGGAGAACCCAGAGAUGGCCGACCUCCCCGAGAAACAGAAACACCAGCUCAGACACAGAGAGCUUUUCUUGUCUCGCCAACUGGAGUCUUUACCUGCCACACACAUCAGGGGAAAAUGCUGUGUGACACUGCUGAACGAGACCGAAGCUCUGAAGUCAUACCUGGAAAGAGAGGAUGCCUUCUUCUACUCACUGGUGUAUGACCCUCAGCAAAAGACACUGCUGGCCGAUAAGGGGGAGAUCCGCGUUGGGAACAAGUACCAGGCCGACAUCACCGACCUCCUGAACGAAGGUGAGGGUGACGGCAGAGAACUGGAGAAACUAGAGGAGAAGAUCUGGGACCCCAACAGCUCGCUGACGGAGAAACAGAUCGACCAGUUCUUAGUCGUUGCUCGGUCGGUGGGCACGUUCGCCAGAGCUCUGGACUGCAGUAGUUCUGUGCGACAGCCCAGCCUUCACAUGAGCGCUGCUGCAGCCUCCAGGGACAUCACCUUGUUUCACGCCAUGGACACCCUCCACGCCACGGGCUAUGACAUGACCCGAGCCAUCGCGGCGCUGGUGCCCCAGGGCGGGCCCGUCCUCUGCAGGGACGAGAUGGAGGAGUGGAGCGCCUCAGAGGCCAACCUGUUCGAGGAGGCGCUGGAGAAAUACGGCAAAGAUUUCACCGACAUCCAGCAGGAUUUUUUGCCCUGGAAGUCCCUGACAAGUAUUAUCGAGUAUUACUACAUGUGGAAGACCACAGACAGAUAUGUACAACAGAAACGAUUAAAAGCAGCCGAGGCUGAGAGCAAGUUGAAGCAGGUCUACAUCCCUAACUAUAACAAGCCAAACCCUAACCAACUGAGUAACAACGUGAAGCCAGCUCUGGUGAACGGAGUGGCGGGUGCAGUCGUCCCGGGGCCUCCGGGCACAGGACAGACCCCCGCCCUGGGCAGAGCCUGUGAAAGCUGCUACACCAGCAGCUCCUACCAGUGGUACUCAUGGGGACCUCCCAACAUGCAGUGUCGCUUGUGCGCCUCCUGCUGGACCUACUGGAAGAAGUACGGAGGGCUGAAGAUGCCCACGAGGCUGGACGGAGAGCGGCCCGGACCCAACCGCAGCAGCUUGAGCCCCCACGGUUUGCCCCUGCGCCACAGCGGCAGCCCCAAGUUUGCGGUGAAGACACGACAGGCCUUUUACCUGCAGACCACCACGGUGACGCGCAUGACUCGCCGCCUCUGCCAGGACAUCAUCAGACCGCGACACCUGGCCCGGCAUCCGUACCUCCCUGUCAACACAGCAGCCAUCAAGGCAGAAUGUGCUCUGCGGGUGCCCGAUCAGCCAAAAAAGCCGGUGUCACUGAAACCCGUGGACCGUAAACCUCUGGAGUCUGUGGUUCGGUAUUUAGAAGCCCAUCCCUGUCCAGUGAAGCCCAACCCUCCCACACGAGGAUGCUCCAUCUCUACAGGCAGCCUGACGCCCAUUAAAUCCUCUCCCAUCCUCAACAAUGGCUCCCCCACCAUCUUAGGCAAGCGCACCUAUGAACAGCACAACGGACUGGACAGCUCCAAGUCCAAAGUCCUGGCCCCGCAGUGGGACAUCAUGGCCAAGCGGAUGAGCGAGGUGGCGCGGCCAUCGGCCUCGCUGCAGGACGAGAUCCACGAACUGGACUGAAGCAUCUGUGGGAGACCGGCGGAACCACAGAGAGAGGAGGGUGGAGCCACAGACGAGGGCAGCUGAGAGGCGUCGACGACAACAUCGGCCACUUUUUCUUCAGCAGGCGCUCGCGACGGCUGAGAAUCCAGUCGCUAAUCGAUCACUUUAGCCGUGAUCCGUCAGAAGACUGACUGUACAGGACUGUGUUUAUUACUUACAUUUCUUGUUAUUACUGUCAUUGUAAUUAUUGUUAUUGUUAUUAUUAUAAUUUUUUUUUUUCUUGUUUGUUUUUCUAUAACUCAACUUGUUUGUCGAUCAAACGAUGGAACUUUUAAAGUUUCAUGAAAACAAAAAAAAUAAUGCUUGCAAAAACCCUGUGGAAAGGGGUGGAAGGACUGUAACAUAACGCCACUCGCAUCUUCUGUGUUUGUUUGUUUUUUGUUUUCUUUAACAAUUUGAAAAACUUCAACGAGGAGACGCACUUUCAUUUCAGUGAUCCAUGUUAACUCCUUGUCUUUUGGUUUCAUGAAAUUUAAACGCUUUACGGGGAAAUCUUAGGUUUUGUGAGGCGGCCACGCUCUUCGGCCAGAGAGGUUUAAAUUAUUGAGAAAGACUCGCUGUUUUUUCUACCUUUUUCACAAGUAAUGCAUCUAUGCUUCGAUGAUGUAAUUAAAAAAGACAAUUGAUUUUC